GUUCAGCCGCUGCUCCCACGCUGGCUUGAGAACCACCCCUAGGCUAGGAUGACUUUAUUCCCACAUGCUGAUGGAGAUUUCUUCUCUCGCUUGGUUGUUCCUCCUGGAUAUCUAUUCUCUUACCAGUAUAAUUUCACAGAGAGAGGAGGAUGUUUGUGUGGAAUGAAAAGGGAGGAUUAGAAGUGAGACGAGCGUUCACGGGGUAACUUUUUGCACUUGAUUUUGUGAUGCUUGAUUCACCUUUAAAGUGAUGUGGACAGAAGAUCUCAAAUUUGCGUCUUUUGCCAGUUGAACCCAGCAUUGUCUUUAAUGUUCACUUGAAUCAGAACUUGCAUAAGAAAGAGAAUGGGAGUCUGGUUACACGAAGAUGACUGUAUCAGAAACUUCAAAAGGAUCAGCCUCUGUCUUCUGAUAGUGUACAUGGCUGUUUUCGUGGGCACAGAUCAGGAUUUUUAUGGUUUACUUGGAGUGUCCAAAACCGCAAGCAGUAGAGAAAUAAGACAAGCUUUUAAGAAAUUAGCAUUGAAGUUACAUCCUGAUAAAAACCCGAAUAACCCAAAUGCACAUGGUGAUUUUUUAAAAAUAAACAGAGCAUAUGAAGUGCUCAAAGAUGAAGAUCUACGGAAAAAGUAUGACAAGUAUGGAGAGAAGGGGCUUGAGGAUAACCAGGGAGGCCAGUAUGAAAGCUGGAACUACUACCGCUAUGACUUUGGUAUCUACGAUGAUGAUCCUGAAAUCAUAACAUUGGAAAGAGGAGAAUUUGAUGCUGCUGUUAAUUCUGGAGAGCUGUGGUUUGUAAACUUUUACUCCCCAGGAUGUUCACAUUGCCAUGAUUUAGCUCCCACUUGGAGAGAAUUUGCUAAGGAAGUGGAUGGAUUACUCCGAAUUGGAGCCGUUAACUGUGGUGACGACAGGAUGCUUUGCCGGAUGAAAGGAGUGAACAGUUACCCCAGCCUCUUCAUUUUCCGGUCUGGAAUGGCUGCAGUGAAAUACCAUGGAGACAGGUCCAAGGAAAGUUUAGUGAAUUUUGCCAUGCAGCAUGUUAGGAGCACAGUGACAGAACUGUCAACAGGAAAUUUUGUGAACUCCAUAGAAACUGCUUUUGCUGCUGGUAUUGGCUGGCUGAUCUCAUUUUGUUCCAAAGAAGAUUGUUUGACCUCCCAGACACGACUCAGGCUGAGUGGCAUGUUGGAUGGUCUUGUUAAUGUUGGAUGGAUGGACUGUGCUACCCAGGACAACCUGUGCAAUAGUUUGGACAUUACAGCAAGUACAACUGCUUAUUUUCCUCCUGGAGCCACUUUAAGUAACAAAGACAAAAACAGCAUUUUGUUUAUUAAUUCAUUGGAUGCUAAAGAAAUAUAUAUGGAAAUCAUACAUAAUCUUCCAGACUUUGAACUACUUUCAGCAAACUCACUAGAGGACCGUUUGGCACAUCAUCGUUGGCUCUUAUUUUUUUACUUUGGAAAGAAUCAAAAUUCACAUGACCCUGAGUUGAAAAAACUGAAAACUCUGCUUAAAAAUGAACAUAUUCAAGUGGGGAGGUUUGACUGCUCCUCUGCACCAGAUGUAUGUAGUCAUCUCUAUGUUUUUCAGCCAUGUCUAGCAGUAUUUAAAGGACAAGGAACCAAAGAAUAUGAAAUCCAUCAUGGAAAGAAGAUCCUCUAUGAUAUACUUGCAUUUGCCAAGGAAAGUGUUAAUUCUCAUGUCACGACGCUUGGACCUCAAAAUUUUCCUGCCAGUGACAAAGAGCCAUGGCUUGUGGACUUUUUCGCCCCUUGGUGUCCACCAUGCCGAGCUUUGCUGCCAGAGUUACGUAAAGCAUCAACACUUCUUUAUGGUCAGCUUAAAUUUGGUACACUAGAUUGCACAGUUCAUGAAGGACUCUGUAACAUGUACAACAUUCAGGCUUAUCCAACAACAGUGGUGUUCAACCAGUCCAGUGUUCAUGAGUAUGAGGGGCAUCACUCUGCUGAACAGAUCUUAGAGUUCAUAGAGGAUCUCAGAAACCCUUCAGUGGUCUCUCUCACACCCACCACUUUCAUCGAACUAGUUAAACAAAGAAAGCAAGAUGAAGUCUGGAUGGUUGAUUUCUAUUCUCCAUGGUGUCACCCAUGUCAAAUCUUAAUGCCAGAAUGGAAAAGAAUGGCCCGGACAUUAACUGGACUGAUCAAUGUGGGCAGUGUGGACUGCCAACAGUAUCACUCUUUUUGUUCCCAAGAAAAUGUUCAAAGAUACCCUGAGAUAAGAUUUUAUCCCCAAAAGUCAAAUAAAGCUAAUCACUAUCAUAGUUACAAUGGCUGGAAUAGGGAUGCAUAUUCCCUGAGAAUCUGGGGCCUAGGAUUUUUACCUCAGGUGUCCAUAGAUUUAACACCUCAGACUUUCAGUGACAAAGUCUUACAAGGGAAAAGUCAUUGGGUGAUAGAUUUCUAUGCUCCUUGGUGUGGACCUUGCCAAAAUUUUGCUCCAGAGUUUGAACUCUUGGCCAGGAUGAUGAAAGGAAAAGUGAGAGCUGGGAAAGUAGACUGUCAGGCUUAUGCCCAAACAUGCCAGAAAGCAGGAAUCAAAGCCUACCCAACGGUUAAAUUUUAUCACUAUGAGAGAACAAAGAAAAGUAUUUGGGAAGAGCACAUAAAUUCCAGAGAUGCAAAAACAAUUGCUGCCUUAAUCGAUGGGAAAUUGGAAAGUCUCCAGAGCCAAGGAAAGAGAAGUAAGGAUGAACUUUGAUGGUAAAGACCAACUUGGAAAGAAAAGAAUGUGAAACAGCAGAAGAUACCUUUCUAGAAUGUCAAGUGUGCUUGCGGUGGAAAGAAGGGAACAGUAUCUUGGACUUGUCACUGCACUGCCCAGACUCUGUACACUGUGUGGAAUAAAUGAAGGGCUGCAAACUGUAA
Messenger RNA from Jaculus jaculus (lesser Egyptian jerboa), 2891 nucleotides. It is a transcript of the gene Dnajc10, whose product is annotated as DnaJ heat shock protein family (Hsp40) member C10. Gene Ontology annotation, molecular function: disulfide oxidoreductase activity. Gene Ontology annotation, biological process: protein folding in endoplasmic reticulum. Bases 346 to 2724 code for a protein of 792 amino acids. Gene Ontology annotation, cellular component: endoplasmic reticulum. The record is from RefSeq and is a predicted model, not a curated record. The transcript has 23 exons. Lineage: Eukaryota; Metazoa; Chordata; Mammalia; Rodentia; Dipodidae.